CACAGAGCGCUGUUGCCGCCUUUGGCAGAACUUCAAAGAGCCGUGGACGCCAUCCAUUACUUGGAAAGAGAGGAAAGAACUUAUCAGAAGUGCAAUUGUUUACUGGGGACGUUAACUGCAGGACUCCUCGUGGGUUCACCGCUGUGUCUGAUGGGCUUCCCUUGUCCGCGGCUCACACCAGGAAGUGAGCAGGUGAGACGCACCUGUUCUGAACGCAGACUGAAACUCUGAUGGCAUAAUAUCUUAUGGCUGGCAAACACGUCGGAUAGCUGUAUGAUAUGCCAAAACGCAAUUAUUCUACACAGCAAUUCGCAGAUUAAAAAGAAGAAAUGGAUUUAGACCUGAACUGGACUCGAAAGCCGGAUUACGUGUUGCGCUUUUGAACGCUCCCCUCAGGGAACUACACAGGUGGGACGGGUAACUGUUCACACGAGUUUCGGACACUGUUAUGGGGAAUCAAGUGGAGAAACUUACCCAUUUGAAUUACAAUGAAUUACCUACCACUGACCCUAAUGGAUUCGACCUAGAGGACGACACUCCACGGAUCGGCGUGUCUUAUAUUUUCUCUGCUGACGACGACGAGCAGGAGGACAACAUCGAUGAGACAGAAAAGAUAGAUGUUAAACAUUACGACUGCCGCAAUGAAUUAGAAUGCGCGGUAUAUUAUCGCGACGAGUGCAUAUAUGACAGGAAUAGCAGGUUCGGUGAAGUCGGAACCCUGUCGUGGGAGAACUUGGCGAAUAAAUGCAAACCCGGUGACCUGGUGGAGUUUGUGGCUAUCGGUCAGUACCCGCACUGGGCCGUUUGUGUUGACGACCAACAGGUGGUUCAUUUGCACAGAAACGAGAUUAAAUGCGACUUCUUUUUCGAUGCCAGUCAAGGCAAAAGAGGCAGAGUUGUGAACGAGCUGUAUAAGUUUAGUGCGCUGAGCUCUGAUGUUGUGGUGCAGACUGCCAUGGAGCAGGUGGGGAUGAAAGAGCGAGACAUUUGCUGGAAGAACUCUGAAUGCUUCGCUGCCUGGUGCAGGUUUGGCAAACGAGAGUUUAAAACGGGAGGCGAGAUACGAAUCGGGAAGCAGCCAUACAAGAUGAAACUGCAGCUGUCGGAGAAGAAAAGUCACGUUUUGGACUUUCAAAGUUUAGAAGACUUGAUCAUGGAAAAGAGGAGAAACGAUCAAAUGGGAAGGGAAGCCGUUAUUCAGGAACUGGAGAAUCAUUUAAAUUGCACAGAAGACACUGAGAAUGAUUACAAUUGUAACUGAUGAUGGAUCAUAGAGGGCUCAUCAUGGAGGAAACGGGCUUUAUUUGUAAUCACCUCAAGCA
Molecule: messenger RNA, 1322 nt
Organism: Carassius carassius (crucian carp)
Lineage: Eukaryota; Metazoa; Chordata; Actinopteri; Cypriniformes; Cyprinidae
Product: protein LRATD2-like
Exons: 1
Coding region: 449-1261 (270 amino acids)
Source: RefSeq, a predicted model, not a curated record